Exserohilum turcica Et28A is the source of this 1624-nucleotide messenger RNA. RefSeq lists its product as uncharacterized. Gene Ontology annotation, molecular function: 1-alkyl-2-acetylglycerophosphocholine esterase activity. The transcript has a single exon. The record is from RefSeq and is a predicted model, not a curated record. NCBI's taxonomy places the organism in Eukaryota, Fungi, Ascomycota, Dothideomycetes, Pleosporales, Pleosporaceae. Bases 24 to 1505 code for a protein of 493 amino acids.
AAAUCGCUCAACCAUUGCCCAUCAUGGUUUUCGGGAUGGGCCCCCUUACGCCGCGGCGUUUUCUGGUGUUGGGAUCGGCAGGUGUAUUGUUCGUCACCUUCAUCCUCGCCUUGACGCCUAUUACAUCGCCGCUUCCGCCAUACACCGGGCCGUACGAGGUGGGGAUCCUGGAUGUCGAGACUGAGGUCGAGAAGAAGGUGAUUCAUGACGCGGUCCUCAAGGAUACCGGCAACAAGGCCUUUGAACUGGAGACGCUAGCCAUUACCCUAUACUACCCUUCUUCGCUGCCUCUGGCGCCUCAGCAUCGACGACCAUGGGCACGUCCGUGGCUCCCUCAACCCGCAUCGCUCAUCGCCGAAGGUUAUGCCCGCCUUGCAGGAGUCCCGAAACUAUCGUCCGUCUUCAAGUUUGCAAUGUGGGCUUUUGGCUCCAGCACUGUCAUCCCGGGUGUUGUGGACGCGCCCAUUCUCUCGAGUUCAGAGCAUAUUCUCGGCGACGACAAUGAAUUCGACAAGGCAAUAAGCGAGGCCCAGAAAGAGCAUCAUGAAUUGAAGCGCGAUGGCGACAGUGCAACGCUGCCAUGUAUGGUCUUUACCCACGGCAUGGCCGGCAUGAGCCAGAGUUAUGCCCACUACCUCGGAAGCAUUGCAAGCCACGGCUACGUCGUCGCCGCAGUUGAACACCGCGACGGAAGCGGCCCCGGCACAAUCAUCCACCGUCCCAACGGCACCGAGAGAACCGUGUGGCACCUGAAGCUCGAGGACCUGGAAGCCAGCCCGGCCAUGACGAUUCUCGACCUCAAAGCCGCCCAGCUCAACUUCCGCGAAGCCGAAAUCAGCGAGACCAUCAAGCUCUUUGCACGCCUCAACGCCGGCGACGCCCCUGUUGUAAAUCUCAAGCCCGACUCCCCGCGCAACGCACUGCCCGGCUUCAAAAACCGGCUCGACCUCUCGGCCGUCACAGUCAGCGGCCACUCGUACGGCGCAACGGGCGCAAUGCAAGCCCUCAAGUCGGCGGGCACGGCCUCGAUGCCUAUCAACGGAGGCAUUGCGCUGGAUCCAGGCAAAGAAUCCGGGCCCCUGAACAAGGACAUGGACGUGCCGAUUCUCGUGCUGCAAAGCGGCAAGUGGACAGACGAUCAAACGCAGUUUUACGACCAAGGCUGGCAUUUCAACGUGGUACGAAAAAUCAUCGAGAGCGUGAACACGGGCUGGUUCAUGACGCUGGCGGGCUCGGCACACCCUUCGUGCACCGAUGCUCCACUCAUUGUGCCGCUGAUCAUGAAGUGGGUUACCGGUACUACGCUGAGUAGCCAGCAAGCGUUGCACGAAUACAUUGAUGCCUCGGUCGCGUUUCUGGAGUACCUACGUACCGGCGAGAAGAAGGGCGUGCUGGCGAGUCCCGUGACGAAUGCCAAAGGCCCGUUUUUGGACAAUGGCGAGAAUAGAGAUAUGGUCAGUGGGCCUCAUGGAGCGCAGUGGGAGGUUCAUGUUGUUCCGCAGUAGAAUACGAAUUUUUCCCUCUUGAGUCUGUGUAAUAUAGUAAUAUCGAAAUUGUUGCGCUUGGAUCGACUGUUACAUAGGUUGUGCAGUGAUAAUCCGUCAUGAAAACAGAACAAGUUCAG